CAUGUAGUUUUAUGUUUUCUGUCGUUUUGUGUUUUAAUUUAUAUAAUUCUGGAUACACUCAAUAGCUUACCCUGUUUCUCAAAAAUAAAUUAUAAACUAACAUCAUAAUUGUAUUGUUUUUCUAAUAUAAACAGGUCAUUUGUAUUUCUUUUUAAAUUUAGUUGUUAAAUGCUUAUGAACAAAAUAGACUUUUUCAGUGAGUUAAAAACCUAAAAGUAUUAAGGAAAGAUUUGUUUUUUUUUUUUGUGCUUGGAAACGAAUAUGAAAAUAAAGCAAGAAUCCUAUUGUUUGUAGUUUGGUGGUAAAUUUGGUGCAAUCUCGAGCAUCAUCGGCAUGAAGGAAUGGUUAAUGUAUGAGUCUUUUCAAAGAUAAACGAAAACAAAUUAAAAAAGGACAAUAGUUUGUGUUGGCUCAAUCGAGUAUGAGACUGAAGUCUUUUUAUAAAAUAAAAUUUAAAAUAAAUUAAAAUUGCAUUUAAAAAAUCGUAAGAAAAUGCGUGAUUGACAGAGAGGGUUCUCAAAGCCAUUCCCCCUUAUUUUGAUCAGUGGUUGUUGCCUUUGAAGCUUCUCCAAUUGGUCAGUUGAAUCUGGAAAGAAGGCAAAAGCAACUAAGUUUACAUUAAACAAAAAAAUUAAAACACAAAUGGGCAUAAUUGAAAAAUCAAAUGUGGUCAAUUAGACUGUAGUUAACGUUCUACUGCCUCGGAAUUGAAAGAUAGCUUAAAAUAGUCUAUACAAACUAAAUAAAACUACGAAUAAAUCAGAAAUCUAAUAUUAAAAGCGAAUACAAAGGAAAUCCACCAUGACCAAAACCGUUCUUAGGCAACUAUUGCUUAUGCAUGUGAUGGCUUGCUUGAUACUAAGUAAAACAACGUUGAGUGCAAUAAGCUUGCAACAAAAAUCUGUUAGCAGUAAUAGUAACGUAAAUAAUGGUCGCAGCAGAAUUAUUGGAUCCUUGUCUUGCAUAAAUGACACUAAUCAUGUUCAAAAUGAUAUUGUUGCGCAAUUUUGUUUGCCGUCUUCGUUGGCGCAAUCUUCAGCCGGAAGUACAUUGACAUCAACUGCAUCUACGUUAGCAAAUACCAGCUCAUCAUCAAUAUUAUCGUUGUCAUACACAAAUUAUUUUACUCAUUUAUCUUACGAUAAGAAAAGAAAUGUUUUCUAUGCAGGAGCCACCAAUAAAAUUCUGCAAUUAAAUGAAAAUCUUAGAGUACUUACUCAAGCUGUAACAGGCCCCAAGCAUGAUAGUCCACAGUGUCAUGCUGGUGGUUGUCCCGAGGAAGUUGAAACCCAGCAAAUGAAUAAUCAUAAUAAGAUACUGAUAGUCAACUAUGUAGAUGACAUUCUUAUAGCCUGUGGAAGUAUACGACAAGGUUCUUGUGAGAUUUAUCAUCUUUCCAAAUUUCCUCAAUCAUCACAAUUCAUAGCGAUUCCACUGGCCGCAAAUGACGAAACCUCUUCAACCUACGCAUUCAUUGGUCCGUCACAAUAUCAGUCUUGGAAGAAAGAAGAUAUUCUUUAUGUUGGAACGACAUUCACAAAUGUCGGUGAUUAUCGCCAUGAUGUUCCUGCCAUAAGUUCGCGCAAGCUAGAAGACUUAAACUACGCCGAAUUCUCAAUCCAACAAUCUAUUAUUAAUAUUGAUGUUAAAUAUCGUGAUCAUUUCCUCGUCGAUUAUGUGUAUGGAUUCAAUUCAUCCGAAUAUGCAUAUUUUGCUCUGGUACAAAAGAAAUCUCAUUUAGCCGAAGAGGCUGGCUAUGUUACUCGGUUGGCAAGAAUUUGCAUAACCGAUUCAAACUAUGAUAGUUAUACGGAGAUAACAAUACAAUGUCAAGCAACACAUGACAAUAUCGAUUAUAACAUACUAAGGGAUGCAAAAAUCACCGAAGCCGGACAAAAAUUAGCUCAACAGCUAGGAAUUAAAAAGGACGAUCAUGUAUUGGUCACAGUCUUUUCACCGUCUAGAGAAAUUACGAAGCAACCAGAAUCAAAAUCGGCUAUGUGCAUUUAUAGUUUGAAGGAAAUCGAAGAGGUUUUCAUUGAAAAUAUCCACACAUGCUUUAAUGGAUCUAUAAAGGAUCGUAAUUUGGGCUAUAUAUCUGGACCUAUUAAUGAUGGACAAUGUCCAAUGGUCGGGUCUUUGGGCAAUAUAUUUAGUUUCUGUUCGGUGGGUUUAAAAAUAAGUGGAGUCUCCCCCAUCACAGCUCACGCAUUAUUUCAUUUUGAUAAUGUUUCUAUAACAUCAGUAACUGCCACAACAACAGGUCCCCACUCAUUGGCGUUUCUUGGAACUGAAACUGGUUCGAUUAAAAAAGUUUUGAUAUCGGGUCAGCAACUGGGUGAAUAUGAAGAAGUUGUUGUUGACCCAGGAAAUCGAAUACUUCAAGAUACAAUGAUGUCACCAAAGAAAGAUUUUCUUUAUGUACUUUCAAAGAAAAAGAUUUCUAAACUCCGAGUGGAACAUUGCUCGAUUUAUACCAAUUGUUCAUCUUGUUUGGAAUCGCGAGAUCCUUUUUGCGGAUGGUGUUCACUGGAAAAAAGAUGUACAGUUCGAAGUACAUGCCAAAAGGAUACCAGUGCGGCGCGAUGGCUUUCACUAGGCAGUGGGCAACAGUGCAUUGAUUUUGAGUCAAUAAUUCCUGACAAAAUUCCAAUAAAAGAGUUAAGUCACGUUCAAUUGAUAAUAAGAACUUUGCCUGAACCAUUAAAUGCUAAGUAUCGUUGCGUGUUUGGUAAUUCAACGCCAAUCGAUGCUGAAGUUCUUGAAAAUGGUUUGUCUUGUAUGACACCACCAAUAGAUCAGAGACCUAUGAUCGAACCAAACGAAGACCAUGUUUUAGUUCCAUUAUCUGUAAGAAGCUCUGAAACCAAUAAAGACUUUGUAUCGCGGUCGUUUGCAUUUUUCGAUUGUUCGAAACACAACACAUGCCAGAAAUGUGUAAAAAGCCAAUGGAGUUGUAAUUGGUGCAUUUUUGAUAAUAAAUGUGUGCAUCGCACGGAGAAAUGUCGAAAUAUGGAAAAUGUUAUAAGCUCUGCAGAUGUUUGUCCUCAUCUUAAAAGACAGCGGAAUCCUACAUUGCUGCCCGUUCGUGUGCCAAAAGAAAUCCGACUUGAGAUUGAAAAUUUGCCCAAGCCGAAAAGUGCUCACUCAGGUUUCUUAUGUACGGUGCAUAUUGAAGAAGCUCACAUGUUGCUUCCUGCUAGAAUCGAGGCGAAUAAAAUAGUUGUUUGUGAGAAAACACCGUACUUCUAUGAAAGCAAUGCCCAUGAGUAUGAGGCCAAAGUUGACAUAACUUGGAAUCGACAGCAUUACAUUGACACUGCAACUGUAAUGCUCUAUAAAUGUGAUGUUUUAGGAUCGCAUCGCGAUCAUGCCGAUUGCAGCUUGUGCGUGACAAGAAACUUGAAAUAUCAAUGUGCAUGGUGUGGUGACUCGUGUGUAUAUAAUGAAACGUGUAAUAUUCAACGCUCAAAUGAGUGUCCAAGACCACGAAUCGAUAUGAUAAGGCCGAUGAGUGGCCCUAUCGAAGGAGGAACUUUAGUAACUAUCGAAGGCAGCAAUUUGGGAAUACGAGAAGAAGAUGUAAGAGGUAAAGUUAGUAUUGGUAACAUACCCUGUGAGUUGGUCAACUAUGAGAUAUCGGUUAAAAUUGUUUGUCGAACUGGCCCAGUUGGUCAUGAGUUAAUUGCUCCAGUCAAAGUAGCUAACGAAGCAGGGGUAGCGGAAUCAAUCGUCCAAUUUCAGUACAAGGACAUUCAACUAGAGGGGCUUCAUCCAGCUAUGGGUCCUCGUAGUGGAGGAACCCACGUUACAUUGAUAGGUAGAUACCUCAAUAUUGGAUCAAAUAUAAGAGCUUUUCUAGAUGAAUACGAGUGCCAUAUAAAUAUUACUCAAGCUUCUAGCAACAGGUUGAUGUGUAUCACAUCCGAAGCAACUCAACCAGAACCAAUUCGUCGUCUAAGACUGAUUGUAGACGGAGCUAAUCGAACUUAUGAACGAUGUAGCACAUAUGAUCAAAGAGGCAAUUAUGGAUAUAGUCCAAAUGGUCACUGCUCUAUCUACAACUAUACUCAAGAUCCAGGAAUAAUGCAGAUCAAACCAUUAAGAAGUUUUGCAAGUGGUGGUCGUAUGUUAACUGUUCAUGGCACAAAUUUACACUCAAUUCAGCGACCAGAACUCGAGGUGUUCUUCGACGAUGGACGAGUCAAUAAAACUGCAUGUAUUGUAAUAAAUUCUAACCAAAUGGAAUGUCCUUCGCCAUCAGUGAGUGCGAAAUUUAAUUCUUACAAAAUGUCCAUAGAAAGGAUUCAAGGUCAUUCUUCGUAUCAAGGCUCGUCGUACCAUAGUUUCCAUAAUCUUCGGCGCCGUCGCAGUAUUCAAGACAAUUCUUAUUUUACCACCACGAGCUAUGGCGGCGGUGCUAGUGACAUGGCUGCUUUGAAAAUUCAUGAAACGCAACUAAGCCUGCAAGUUGGAUUUAUAAUGGAUAACGUUCAAAUCGUAAGGGAUCUUAGCAAAUAUUUUCAAAAUAUACGUAGCACUAUUGUGUAUGUUGGUGAUCCGAAUUAUUUUUCAUUUCCCAAUGGAAAGAAGUUGUAUAAAGGUGACACACUUGUCAUUGAAGGCGAAUUGCUAAACAUUGCUUCUGAUGAAUAUGAUGUUAAUGUGACUAUAGGUACUGUCAAGUGUAAUAUAACUAGCUUAGCUUUGACUCAACUUGUAUGCAUACCACCUGAACAACAACCCGCUGCGACCGAUGAAAAUGGAGUCGAAACAUAUAGUGAUCUACCAUUAGUGGUAGUAAAAGUUGGCCGAAACUUGCGUUUUCAAAUUGGUUACUUGAAAUAUGAUUUACUUAAACCAUAUUCCUUUUCACAUGCAUUGUUUGGUAUUGCUUUUGCUAUUGUAGUUGUUGUGAUAUUUUUUGUCGUGAUAAUCACUUAUCGAAGGAAAAGUACGCAGGCGGAACGCGAGUAUAAACGAAUUCAAAUUCAAAUGAUUACGUUGGAAAGCAAUGUGCGCCUUGAGUGCAAACAGGCUUUUGCUGAACUCCAGACUGAUAUGACAGAUCUAACAGCGGAUUUAGAAAGUUCUGGUAUCCCAACAUUAGAUCAUGUCAAUUAUAUAAUGAAAGUUUUCUUCCCUGGCGUGUCUGAUCAUCCUGUGUUAAAUUCUCCAAAGCAGCUUCGAAUUAAUACUCCUCAUACAAAUUAUGAUACGGCAAUGUUACAAUUCGAACAAUUGAUAAGUAAUAAAUAUUUUGUGUUGGCAUUCAUCGAGACCCUCGAAGCUCAAAAGUCUUUCAACAUUCGUGAUAAAGUAAAUGUGGCAUCUUUGUUAAUGAUAGUUUUAAUGAAUAAAAUGGAAUACGCUACAGAAAUACUUAAAUGUCUACUUUUGCGCCUUAUUGACAAGUCUGUGCUGAGCAAACAUCCACAAUUGAUGCUUCGCAGAACGGAGAGUGUAGUUGAGAAAAUGCUUACAAAUUACAUGGCCAUAUGCAUGUAUGAUUACUUAAAAGAAUAUGCUGGGUCAAGUUUAUUUUUGCUCUUCAAAGCAAUCAAACAUCAAAUUGAAAAAGGUCUUAUUGACGCAGUAACGCAUGCGGCCCGUUAUUCGCUUUCUGAAGAGCAUUUGUUACAUGAACAAAUUGAUCAUUCGGUUGUUAUGUUACACAUACUGCAAGAUGAUUUAGACGAAAAAGUACAGUGUAAAGUUUUAGAUUGGGAUACUAUUUCGCAAGUGAAAUCAAAAAUAUUGGAUGCACUUUUUAAAAACACGCCUUUCUCUAUGCGCCCAUCCAUUCAUGAAGUCGAUUUAGAAUGGCGACAUGGGCGCGGCGGUCAUUUAACUCUGCAAGAUGAAGAUUUAACUACGAAAACAAAAGUUGGUUGGAAACGUCUCAACACACUUGCGCAUUAUGGUGUUAAAGAGUCAGCAGUUAUGUCACUAAUAGCCCGACAAAAUGAUGGAUAUAAUAUUAAUUAUAGCAAACAACAACAGCAUUUCCAUAAUUUUUACUAUAUCAACAAUUCUCAAUCUCAUAUUAUAAUUAAUAGUGACUUAGAAUCUGGUCUGCAACAGCCUCGGUUUUAUCAUCUCGUCAAACCAAUUGUACCAGAUCACUAUAUGAACAUGAAGAACUCGGCCAUCUCAGGUGGAGUUGGGUGUAGUGGAGGAGGAGGUGGUGGAGCUGGCUCAAAUGAGCGUACUCAUAAAACAAUUCCCGAAGUUUAUCUAACACGUUUGUUAGCAACCAAAGGAACAAUACAAAAAUUUGUCGAUGAUUUCUUUGCAACCAUUCUAACAGUAAAUGAAGAGCUACCACCUGCAGUCAAAUGGUUAUUUGAUUUACUUGACGAAGCUGCACGACGUCAUGAUAUAAGCGAUCAAGAAAUCGUUCAUGCUUGGAAGUCAAAUAGUUUGCCAUUGAGAUUUUGGGUGAAUUUCAUAAAAAAUCCUGAUUUCAUAUUCGAUGUAAAUAAAACGACAACGGUCGAUUCCUGCCUUAGUGUUAUUGCGCAUACAUUUAUUGAUGCUUGUUCGACAACAGAGCAUCGUUUGGGCAAAGAUUCACCAUCUAACAAAUUAUUAUUUGCAAAGGAUAUUCCACAAUAUCGUAAAAUGGUUAAGCAAUUUUAUCGUGAAGUUGCAAGACUACCGCAGAUAAGCGACCAAGAAAUGAACACAGCCAUGCAGCAAUUAUCCGUGCAACAAAGUGAGGAAUUUGAUACGAUAGCAGCGCUAAAGGAACUCUAUAUAUAUGUCACUAAGUAUAGAGACCAGAUAAUGCAUACGUUGGAAGUAGAUGCCAAUUGUAAGAAAAUGCAUUUAGCUCACAAAUUGGAGAAUGUCGCAUGCACUUUAGAUGGAGAAGAAACAUCAGCUUGCUGACAUCAAACUUAUAAUUCGGGUGAUACAUUAGACUUAAAUCUUAUUUACAAUGACAACAACAGCUUGAUUGAGAUCACUCCCUUAAUGUCAGCUCCCAAUAACAUGUACAACACAUCAUCUAAUGCUGGAGUAGCCGUUGCCAUAAAGGAUCAAUUAAGAACCUCUGCCGAUUUUAAAUGUUUAGUUUUAAAAUUUUAAUUGAAUUCUAUUUUGAUUUAUUUUGUAUUUAUUCAUUUACAAUACACUUAUUUUAAUCUCGUAUUUGUUAGCAUUUAUCAUAUUAAUUCAAAAACAAAGAAAAAAAUACAAAUAUUUUCUAAGUAGAAUUGAUUUUCAUCCAAAGCAACACACAAACAAAAUAUAAGCAAAGUAUGUUUGGUUUUUACUCACAAAUUAUGUUAUACUAUUUUUACAAGUUUUUUUAAUAUUGUGAUAUUUUUGUAAACGAAAAAUAUUUUACUUUACGAAACCGCUUACUUUCUUCCACAAAAAAGGAAAGUUACAUGAACAGUAUAAUUUCAUUCUGAAAAUGUCCAUCUAUCUUAUCUAUGAUUUUUUAUUAAUUUUACUUCUUAAAUACAAUCGUUUUCUAGGUAUUUAUAAUUAUGUUCUCUGAAAAAUUUUCAAACCAAUUUUACUAAGGCAAUUAUAUUUCCUUGUUCUAUCAAUUUUCUUGAUUAUAUUAAACAUGUAUACAUGCAUAACAUACAGUGACGAACAAAAUAAUAUGAACGCUUUUUAUAUGUUAAGAUUUUAUAUAAACACUCUAUUUAUAUACAUUCAAAAUAUUAUCUGUAAAUCAUUUACAUUUAUAUUUUGUAAUUCCAUGAACUGAAGAUAAUAAAUAAAACAAUCACGAAAAGAUAAUGUUUCUUAAAAAUAAGAUAUUUGAAAAUAAAUUGUUAAAAGAGCCGUACAAAAGAAUAUGAAGACUUUAGUUCACAAUUAAGUAUUAAAUGGCUUAAUUUAUAGCAAAAUACUAAAUUUUUCACACUGAAGCCUAGUUUAUUAAUUAAAAGUAUUUUUACAUUCUUGAAAUACACAUCGGCAGAAGCCUGUCGUUCUAGAGUACUGGUUUGUUUUAAAUGUUUUUUAUUUUAGUUCUAUAUUGUUUUAUAUUUUUAGAUUAUUCAGCACUCGGAGAAUGUUGGGUAUUUUAAAACCCCCCUAUCGUGGAAAAAGGUCUGAUCGGAAUCGGAAUAUUUUGAGCGUUCUUGCUAACUGAUUCCGAGAAUAAAUAUUGACUUUUACCAACAUAUAAUUUGACAUUUUACAAUUUGUCAACGAUUACAUGACUUAAAAAUCAGAUUAUUUUUUUCAUUAAUUCAAAAGCGUAAAUGAAAUACUAAGAAGCUUUAUUGCCUAAUUUUAUUAUUUCAAAAACUUAGUUGAUAAAAAAUAAAUACAAAUUAUUCAAAGAGAAAUAAACUGAAAAUACACUUAUUGCAUAAACACUCAACACAAAAAACUAAAAAAACAAAUAAAAUGUAAAAAUAAAUAAUUACAAAUAAUUCAGAGCAUCAACUGCCGGUCGAGACCUUUUUUUCUAUUUCCAGAAUAUUUAUAAUAAUCUCAAUUAAAGUCACGAAAAACAAUACAUUCAAAGAAAACUAACAUAACUUUUCUCUGCAACACUUGCUCACCAUUACCAUUCAUCUUUCUAUUGCAUAGGGAAUUAAUUAAUAUCCGCAGUGUUUUGUUUUCAGCGAAAAUUGGAACAAAAAUUGUAUAUAAACACCAUUAAACUUUAUUUCGGAGAUUUCUUCGAUUUGUGUAUCGGUUACGAUCAUACCCAUUCGUACGAUGCGGAAAAAUCGGAUAAAAUUCCUCUCCAAUUAGUUAGCUUGAUAGGGGUGAAUUCAAACAUGAGACUCUGCAUGUCUUGCACUAUUUCAACUUCAUGCACUAUGUAAAAUUCUCUGACUUUACUCUUUGUAAGCUUUAGGGUCUUAGUAGGCUUCAAUUGCAAAGCCUUUAUAUAGAGUUUUUUAAGCCUAUUUACUAAACAAUUUCUCUUACGAUUUAUUCAAAACAGAUAAAGGAAUUAUAAAAUGUAAAUUAAUCACAGAUAAUGUUUUAAAUAUGUGAGUUUUAUAUAAAAUCCAAAUAUGUAAAAAGUAAUUACUUUUUCUUCACUGCGUAUACAUAUAUAUAUAUUUAUAUAUAAAUAUACAAAUAUAUUUAAAUAUAUACAUGUAUAUGGAUUAGUUAUAAAAAUAAAAUAUAUUUAAACAUAUACAUGUGUAUAGAUUGCACUGAUUCAAAAAAUCUGAGAUGCCUUGCUAAUAGCGUUUUGGAAACGGUUUGAUGAUUUGACACCUGUUCAAAUUUCAGCUUUUUAGAUUGGUCACUCAUUGUGUUUUUCUAUUUCGCACACAAUUUAACAGGUGUUUUGGUCAUUUUGAUAAGUGUCACCUUUUCUUAAAUAAAUUUAAUUAAAGUGGAGUCCAUAAUUAUUUUUCAUUUUUUAAUCACAACAUAUUUUUUUCUUUAAUAUAAAACCUAUGAGGUGAAAAUAUUUAUUUAACAUGACACUUGCAGUCUCUUUAUCUAGUUGCAUAUUACCAUUCACAAUUUCAAGAUUUUAAUCGCAAAAAAAGUAGAAUUAUUCAUUAACUUCACUUUAUCCUUUUAUAACUUUAGAAAGUUUUCUUGAAAAAAAUUAAGACCUUUCCGAAAACAAUUUUAAUUUCUUAAGACAAAAGACGAAAAGAAACAUUUUUAAACUUACAUACAAUUUAAAUGCAAAAUAGAAAAACACAAUAAGUGGAGUCUUAAUAUUAAUCUGAAUUUUUUAAGGUGUUUUAUUUCACUAAGUUCAAAUCAAAAGACUAGUUGCACUUAAAAUUCAAGACUUAUGUUUUUUUUUUUUAAUCCGUCUAUAUACAGGAUCUCCCAAAGUCCUCGCCACAGAAGAUCUGAUUUUCUGAGAUCGUUGCAGUUCCUUUUCUAGUUUUAACCCUUUUUUGAUGUGCUUUCCAGCUCGAACUAUUUCAAUUUUUGUUUACAAUAAGUUAAUUACAGAUUUAAAACAUAAUAUUAACAAAAAAAAAAAUAGAUUCAGAAUUUAUUUCAAUAAAAUUAAUGACAACUUUGUCAUUUGUUUUUGUGACGUUUUUAUCAAUUGGUUUAUAACUCUUCUCAUAAAAUAUGUACGUUAAAUUGAAUUUUUGUUUUAAAAAAUACAUGGUUUUAACAAGAAAACAAAUAAGGAUCUUACAAAAAUUAUGUAAUUAGAAGUAAAAAUAUAUCGUUUAAAAGUAAAACAAAAUAGUUUAGAAAGCCAAUUAAAAAAAUAAUUCCAAAAAUCAUAAAAAACCGUUAUAACUCGAAAAGGAACAGGAAGCGAACAAUUUUACUGAUAUGUUUUUUGGCUAAAAAUUACCUCAGGAACCUAUUGUGUUCUGUGGCGUUCGUAUAUACACUGUUGAAUAAAAAUGAUAGUAACAUCCUUUGCCUACAACUUCUAUUGGUAUUUAAAGCGUACGGGAAGAGUACCAACAAAAAAGAAUACUUAACAAUUCUUUAUAUCUUAAGGAAAGAAUACGAUAUAAAAUUGUUUAUCCAAACGGAAAUUAUUAUUAAAAUUCUGAAAAGUAUUUUCUACAGUUUUGCUCUUGAAAAAAUAAUAGAAACAAUUCAGGAGUGGUACUAUUUUUUUUUUAAUAGAGUUAUUAUAUGGUUAAAAUCCUUUAUUUUUGGUAGCAUAGAAGCAUUUUGCCCCUUUGCCAUAUAACUUGAAAAGUGAAGAAUACCAUUAAUUUUGUAAUCAUAAACCUUAAGAUGACUUUUUAUAUUGAUCCCCUUCGUUUUCAAUAUUUUUUCCAUCUAAGAUUUUUAUAAUUACUUCCUGUUGUUUUGUUGACAGUUGUAUGUGUUAUUUUUUUUUCUUGAACUAUGGAGAGUAGAUAAGUAUUUUUUUUUAUUUUUUUUACUCUUUCCGUAAACAGCAAUAGAAGUUGUAGGCGAAGAUUGCUUCUAUUUUGUAACACUGUAUCAACAUACAUAUUAUACAUAAUGAUUGAUGUAAGGUCCACCAAAAGACUAGAGCGAGUAUUUAGCGUUAAGACAAUAAAAAUCGUAUGUGAGGCGGUCUAUUCCUCCUCGUUUAGGAGGUAGGGAUUACUUAAAAAAAAAGAAUAUUUGAAAAUAACGGUAACAUCUACAGAUUUUAAAAGAAAAAAACGAAUUCCUAAUUAAUUAAUUUUUUACAUCAAGUAGUUUCAGUGAAUAGUUUGUGAAAAAUAAAUUUUUAAACUUGACAUUUUUGUAUUGCUUAAAAAAACCGUAUACUAUGCUAUGAAAGAACACAUAUAGAGUUUUUUUUAUUGUUUUCUAUUUCUGAACAACAAGGAUACAUUUAGAAAAUAGUUUUCAGUUUUUAUUUAAAAUCAAUUAGAAUUUCAUUCUAAAAUUAAAAGUUAUACUUAAUAACAUGAAAUUUUAAUAUGUAGUUUGAAAUUUAAAAAAUAAUUUUCACAAAAUUUUUACUCAAACUACUUUAUUUAAAACCAAAAUUAUAGAAUCUGUCUCUUGCUUAUGUCUCUUUGAAGGUGCUGCAGUCAUUUUUUAAUUUGUUUGCCUGCCCUAAAUCAAUUGUUUAUAAAUUUCACCUCUCCUUUACGGAGGAAAAGGCUCUUCCCAUAUGAUUUUUGUAUUAUCUUAACUCAACUUACUCCCUUUAGCUUUUCGAUGCAGGUGCACCGAGUACCAAUUACUAAAUAUAUGUAUACUAUACAUAGAAAUUAUCGCCUAUUGUAUUCAUCCUUUUUAAAACAGGACAAGAAUGUAAAAUUAUUUAAUUUAAAGAUUGUACAUAAAAGUUUGAUAUAUAAAAAAUAUGUAGAUGAAAAACAAAAAGGCAUUUUAAACGAUAAAUGAACAAUAUUAGACUGGUUUUAAAAAUCUAAUAAAUUAAAAGUAUGUGUAAUGUGCAUACAUUUUCGUAUCAUAUUUAUGUGUUUUACAAAAAAUCUUCAAAUUUUAAACUAAAGCAUAGUAAGCUUAAAACACGAAUAUGUAUUUUAAUAAAAAGAAAACAAACUCAUUUAAUUAUAAAGAAAAAAUAUAUAAAAAUCAAGACAAGAACUGUGGAGAAUAACUACAAAAUAGUACCAUAUUCUAAGUAGGACAUACGGUAUAUUCUUAUUUGCAUAAAUAAAUGCAUAUAAAUAAGUAUACAGCUAUAAGUAUAUUAUGUGUGCGUAUGUGUAUAAUAUGAAUUUAUUCAUAUGUAUUUAUAUAUAUGCAUUAUAUAUUUGUAUACAUGUGUGUAUAUAAACGCAUAUAAACAUAUAUAAAUAAAUGUGAAAAUUUGUAUGUAUAUGAAUGUAUCUCUACACAUUAAUUUAAUAAAUUACAGUCCAGUAAUAUUAGCAAUAAAAACGAUCAUAUAUCUGUAAAAAUAUUAAACUUGAUUAUUUUUUUUAUUGUAUCUCUUAGCAUAAGGAUGAAACUUAUUAAAUAUACGUACUUCUUCAGAAGAAAGAAAUAACUUAUCAGAUGAA
Eupeodes corollae is the source of this 12401-nucleotide messenger RNA. It is a transcript of the gene PlexB, whose product is annotated as plexin-B. The record is from RefSeq and is a predicted model, not a curated record. Gene Ontology annotation, biological process: sensory neuron axon guidance; negative regulation of cell adhesion; regulation of cell migration. NCBI's taxonomy places the organism in Eukaryota, Metazoa, Arthropoda, Insecta, Diptera, Syrphidae. The coding region runs from base 802 to 6894 and encodes 2030 amino acids. Gene Ontology annotation, molecular function: protein binding; semaphorin receptor activity. Gene Ontology annotation, cellular component: semaphorin receptor complex. The transcript has 12 exons.